Babesia ovata is the source of this 1038-nucleotide messenger RNA. RefSeq names its product WD repeat-containing protein, putative. Lineage: Eukaryota; Apicomplexa; Aconoidasida; Piroplasmida; Babesiidae. The record is from RefSeq and is a predicted model, not a curated record. The transcript is spliced from 3 exons. Bases 1 to 1038 code for a protein of 345 amino acids.
AUGAAGCAUCAUGUGCAGGCAUUCCUCGCCGUCCUGCGGGUAAUACAGUCUCAUGGAGUUGCUAUGGAAGUCGCAGGCGUAUGUUGUCAGAGCACUGCCGUAGCCGAGCACUCUGAGCUUAUCGUAGACACAGUUGUGCGGGAGGCCCGUCAGCCAUACGAGCAUCUCAUAUACGUUGCACGGCGUCCUGAGCGAACGUGGAAGAUUGAAGUGACACGCCUUGUAGUAAUCGUUGAGAUGAUCGAGAAGAAUCCCGAGCGCAUUUUUGGUGUCCUUAUCAGAGUUGAAGACACGUUCGAAAUCGCCGACGAGGAGCAUGUCACCGGUGAGCGCGGCGCCGGAGUACGCACUGAUGUACGCGUUCCUCAGCUCGGCGGCGAAGGCACUGAGCCCGUCCGUCACGCCGUCUAUCACAGCCGUGCUUGGCCUGGCGAAGCACUCCGGCCUGAGGCCGGCGAGUGCCUUGUCAAGCGCGUCAAGCAGACCACGGACCUCAUGGCCGUAGCGUUGCGCACCGGUUAUGUGGGUGAGCAGAGCGCUGAGCGCCGUGUGAACUGCACUAAGUCUGUCAGCGUAGUGAUCCUGGGACUUGGGGAGCAGGGGACUUUUUUCGCCCUCACGCUCCCUGUGCUCCCUCCGGAUCUCACUGCCGAGAUACUCGUUGACCGGGGCGUAGAAAGCGUGGAACGCGGAGGAUAUGACGGCAAUUUCUCUCUCUUCCGUGACGCUUUCGAGGCUGUCAAAGUGUCCGUGCGCAUAUUUCAUGAGGCCCUUGUAGCCUGUGUAGAGAUCCCUGUUUAUCUCCUCAGGCAGCUCCCCCAGCUCCUCGGCCACCUUGGCGGCGAAGUGUUUCAGCGCGUCCUUCGCGGACUCCACGUAGUCCUGACGGGCCUGCUUGCUGAGCUCCGCGAUUGCCUUUUCAAUCUCACUGUCUACGAAGCGUUCAAUGUUUUCUACUUUCUCCCAUUUUAUGUAAUCGGCGUUGGUGAGGAACUUGUCGCACAUGGCGAUGGCCGCCUGGAGGUCAUCUAUGCGUAG